Messenger RNA from Lichtheimia ornata, 489 nucleotides. RefSeq lists its product as uncharacterized. Gene Ontology annotation, molecular function: transmembrane protein transporter activity. Bases 1 to 489 code for a protein of 162 amino acids. The record is from RefSeq and is a predicted model, not a curated record. Gene Ontology annotation, biological process: protein insertion into mitochondrial inner membrane. The transcript has 3 exons. Gene Ontology annotation, cellular component: TIM22 mitochondrial import inner membrane insertion complex. NCBI's taxonomy places the organism in Eukaryota, Fungi, Mucoromycota, Mucoromycetes, Mucorales, Lichtheimiaceae.
AUGGCGACCAAUCCACUGGCCGGUGGUGCAGCACAACAAGGCAUGACGCCUGAGCAGCAACAGCAAGUUAAAAUGAUCACGGGCUUGAUGGAGUCGUGUCCUGUAAAGACAGCCAUGGCAGGUGGUGCUGGCUUUGUUAUGGGUGGUGCUUUUGGUCUGUUCAUGUCAUCGUUUGAGUUUUCAGGACCAAGUAUGAGACCCGAGUUAUUGGAGCAAAGUACCAAGGUUCAAAUGAAGGCUGUUCUCAAGGAUAUGGGCACACGAUCCUAUUCGAUGGCAAAGAAUUUUGCAGUGGUUGGUGCCAUUUACUCUGGUACUGAAUGCUGUAUUGAAUCAUAUCGUGCAAAGAACGAUCUUUACAACAGUGUCGCUGCUGGAUGCUUUACAGGAGGUGCAUUGGCUGCAAGAGCUGGUCCUCAAGCGGCAGCUUUUGGUUGUGCAGGCUUUGCUGCUUUCAGUGCUGCCAUCGACUAUUACAUGAAGAGCUAA